CUAGGCUAUUUACGCUCGUGGCUUGUAGGUGUAGGUGUAUGUUCGGCUAGCAUCGGCUGUCCAGGUGAUUGUGACACAUGACAGCGCAAUUUUUGUAGACGUGAACCAGUUCAAAAGGACCUGGCAUUAAGUUCGGCAAAGACAUGUCGUCCGACAUACCACUGGUAGCGUAUUGUUAGUUUUCGAAGCUGGCAAAUGAGCUAGCUAGCCAGUUCAGAAUACUGUUAGCUGACUAACAUUAGCUUUAUGUUUAGACAGUCGACAGCAUCACCUCGCCCGUACCCUCGGAAUUUUCUGUUUGUAUGUCGUCAGUUUUAGGUUAGACAGACCAAAAUAACUAGUAGGUGAAAUUACUUAGAACGCACAAGUUGUCUUGCCGAGCCUGAAGAGGAUGAACUGGAUUUUCCCUUUGUCAAAGGGCUCUGGACCAAUCCCACCUCUCAACAGUUUGCAACAACAAAGACAGAGACAAAUCGAGUCGCUCAAAACUGCACAUGCAAAUAUCGCAGAGAUUCAAAAAGAUGUCGAAUACAGACUUCCUUUCACAAUCAACAACUCAACCAUCAGCGUCAACAUAUUGCUUCCACCUCAGUUCCCUCAGGAGAAGCCAGUGGUCAGUGUUUACCCACCUGUGGGCCAUCACUUAGUAGACAGCAACAAUGGCACAGUCAUCACGAGUCCACUUCUUACCAACUUUGGAAUGCACUCGGACCUUGGGAAGGUUAUCCAGAGCAUCCUAGAUGAGUUCUGGAAGAGCCCUCCAGCCCUCAUGUCUGGCACCUCCGGAUUUCCUUUCAUGUACAAACCAUCUGGGAUGCCUCCGUACCCAGCCCAGAGCUUCCACUUCGUCCCCGCCUUCCCUCCCCAAGACGGCCAGCGCCCCGGGGGCCCGGCGUCCCACCCUCACGCUGCUCUGGAGACACACAUGGCUCCCCGUCCCGCCGCACCCGCCUGCGGCUUCAUCACAGACCUGCCACUGCCAGUGCCCACCACAGACUCACAGGUUGGGGUGAAUGGUCACAUGUAUAAGAUGCCCGAGAUUCCAGAGUCAUUCACAGAGCUGUCGGACAUGAGUUUGUCACAGCUGAAGGACAUGAGCGACAAGGAGGACCUGUUGUUGGACUUCUUUGUGUCUCUGCCCCAGCUCAAGCAGGUCACCAGCGAUAAAGAGGAGCUGGUCAACAACAUCGUGGCCAUGGCCAAGAAAAACCUUCAUCUAGAGCCGCAGUUGGAGGGCAAAAGGCAAGAGAUGCUUUAUAAGUAUGAACAGCUUACCCAGAUGAAGUCCAGUUUUGAAACGAAGAUGCAAAGACAACACGAACUGAGUGAGGGCUGCAGCCUGAGUGCCCUGCAGGCGCGGCUGAAGGUGGCGGCCCACCAGGCGGAGGAGGAGUCGGAGGAGACGGCCGAGAGCUUCCUGGAGGGCAAGACGGAGAUCGACGACUUUCUUACCAACUUCAUGGAGAAAAGAACGCUGUGCCACUGCAGACGAGCCAAAGAGGAGAAGCUGCAGCAGAACAUCAGCACCCACGGACAGUACUCCACCACACACUAGUUCCAAGCAGAUACAGAGGUUUUUUAUUGCAAUUAUAGCUUUGGAUAUGAUCCACCAGCAGAAAUGUGCAUCAGAUCAAGAGAAGAAGCACAUCUUGUGUUACUAGGCAGAGGGUAACGACUUUUGAUAAGUAAUUGUCCCCCUCAGAACUAGG
Messenger RNA from Engraulis encrasicolus (European anchovy), 1709 nucleotides. RefSeq names its product VPS37A subunit of ESCRT-I (gene vps37a). The transcript is spliced from 12 exons. Gene Ontology annotation, cellular component: ESCRT I complex. Lineage: Eukaryota; Metazoa; Chordata; Actinopteri; Clupeiformes; Engraulidae. The record is from RefSeq and is a predicted model, not a curated record. Gene Ontology annotation, biological process: protein targeting to vacuole; protein targeting to membrane; ubiquitin-dependent protein catabolic process via the multivesicular body sorting pathway. The coding region runs from base 392 to 1555 and encodes 387 amino acids.